Molecule: messenger RNA, 3452 nt
Organism: Episyrphus balteatus (marmalade hoverfly)
Lineage: Eukaryota; Metazoa; Arthropoda; Insecta; Diptera; Syrphidae
Gene: Rpn2
Product: 26S proteasome non-ATPase regulatory subunit 1
Exons: 4
Coding region: 214-3303 (1029 amino acids)
Biological process (GO): regulation of protein catabolic process; proteasome-mediated ubiquitin-dependent protein catabolic process
Cellular component (GO): proteasome regulatory particle, base subcomplex; nucleus; proteasome complex
Molecular function (GO): enzyme regulator activity
Source: RefSeq, a predicted model, not a curated record
CGCCUAUCCAAAUGUCACAAAAGAAAAAUGAAAAAAUGGUGAUUUGCACAAAAUUUUUUUAACAAAAAAAGUCGAUUCUUCAUCACCGUGACCAUUCCGGCAAAAAUUAUUACAAAAAUAUAAAGAUAAACUUGCAAACUUAAUCUACAAAUUUAACUUUGAAAUAAAUUUGAUUUCUUUGUGAACCCGAAAUUAUAAGAAAGACCACAAAAAAUGAGUCUCACAUCUGCAGCUGGGAUUAUAUCCCUUCUGGACGAACAAAUGCCUGAUUUGAAGGUUUUUGCUUUAAAAAAACUCGACAAUAUUGUCGAUGAAUUUUGGCCAGAAAUUUCCGAGUCAAUUGAAAAGAUCGAAAUGCUUCAUGAAGAUCGUGCAUUUCCCGAAAACAAAUUGGCUGGCAUUGUUGCAUCCAAAGUCUUUUAUCAUUUGGGUUCAUUUGAAGAUGCUCUAACUUAUGCUCUCGGAGCUGGUGACUUAUUCGAUGUAAAUGCCCGAAAUGAGUACACUGAAACUAUCAUAGCCAAAUGCAUUGAUUUCUAUAUCGCCCAAAGAGUGGCAUUCAUUGAAAAUCCCAAAGAAGCCAAGCCCGUUGAUAGUCGUCUUGAAGGAAUUGUCAAUCGCAUGAUUCAACGUUGCUUAGAUGACGGACAAUUCCGUCAGGCAUUAGGAAUCGCUCUCGAAACACGUCGCAUGGACAUUUUUGAAGCUUCCAUCAUGAAGUCUGAUGACGUGGCUGGAAUGUUGGCAUACGCUUACAAUGUGACCAUGUCUUUAAUUCAAAAUCGUGGUUUCCGCAAUGAAGUUUUGCGUUGUUUAGUUGGAUUGUACAGCGAUUUGGGUGUUCCAGAUUACGUUAACAUGUGUCAAUGUUUGAUUUUCCUUGAAGACCCUCUUGCAGUUGCAGAAGUGUUGGAUAAAUUAACUCGCACUUCAGUUGAGAGCAAUAACUUGAUGGCUUAUCAAAUUGCUUUCGAUUUGUAUGAAUCUGCUACUCAAGAGUUUUUGGGAAAAGUACUUCAAGCUUUGAAGGAAACUGCUCCAAUUCCAGCUGCUUUGCCAAGUACAUUUAAGCCACAAGGUACUUCUAGUGAGGACUCAAAAACUGAUGAAGAAAAGGCAAAGUCUGCUGAAGAGGCACCAGCUAAGCCAACAGUAGAGGAUAGUGAAGGUGAUGCUAAAAUUGAACGCACCAUCGAUUCACUCAACGAUUCUGAGAAGGCUCAUCAAAAGAACGUUGAAAAGCUGAUCUCAAUUUUGUCUGGUGAAGUUACAAUUGACUUGCAACUUCAAUUCUUGAUUCGCAGCAAUCAUGCUGAUUUGCAAAUUCUUCGUGGAACCAAGGAAGCCGUGCGUGUAUCAAUUUGCCAUACAGCCACAGUUAUAGCUAAUGCAUUUAUGCACGCUGGUACAACUAGUGAUCAAUUCUUGCGAGAUAAUUUAGACUGGUUGGCAAGAGCCACCAAUUGGGCCAAGCUAACAGCCACAGCUUCGUUGGGUGUCAUUCAUCGUGGUCACGAAAAAGACUCGUUGGCUUUGAUGCAAAGUUAUCUACCCAAGGAAGCUGGACCAAGUUCUGGAUACUCUGAGGGUGGUGGUUUGUAUGCCCUUGGUCUUAUUCAUGCCAAUCAUGGUGCGAAUAUUAUUGACUAUCUUCUACAACAACUUAAAGAUGCACAAAAUGAGAAUGUUCGUCAUGGAGGUUGUCUCGGUUUGGGAUUGGCUGCAAUGGGAACUCAUCGUCAAGAUUUAUAUGAACAAUUGAAAUUCAAUUUGUACCAAGACGAUGCAGUAACUGGAGAAGCAGCUGGUAUUGCCAUGGGAAUGGUUAUGCUUGGCUCCAAAAAUGCUCAAUCUAUUGAGGAUAUGGUUUCUUAUGCUCAGGAAACUCAGCACGAGAAAAUCUUACGAGGAUUAGCUGUUGGUAUUUCUUUGACUAUGUUUGCUCGCUUGGAAGAAGCCGAUCCUUUGGUCACCAGCUUGUCAACUGACAAGGAUCCUGUUCUCCGUCGAUCUGGAAUGUACACCAUUGCUAUGGCUUACAAUGGAAGUGGCAGCAACAAGGCCAUCCGCCGUUUGUUGCACGUUGCUGUUUCCGAUGUCAAUGACGAUGUUCGUCGUGCUGCCGUUACUGCUAUUGGUUUCAUCUUGUUCCGCACCCCCGAGCAGUGUCCAUCUGUGGUCAGUCUUUUGGCUGAAUCUUAUAAUCCCCAUGUCCGUUACGGAGCAGCUAUGGCUUUGGGUAUUGCUUGUGCUGGCACUGGUUUAAGGGAAGCCAUCGCCCUUCUCGAACCAAUGGUUAAAUUCGAUCCUGUUAACUUCGUCCGUCAAGGAGCCCUCAUCGCUUCGGCUAUGAUUCUUAUUCAACAUACCGAUCAAACUUGCCCCAAGACCAAUUUCUUCCGUCAAUUGUAUUCGGAGGUGAUUAGCAACAAACAUGAAGAUGUGAUGGCCAAAUAUGGAGCUAUUCUUGCCCAAGGUAUCAUCGAUGCUGGAGGUCGCAAUGCCACUUUAAGUCUUCAGUCUCGCACAGGUCAUACUAAUCUUCAAGCUGUCGUCGGAAUGCUCGUAUUCACUCAGUACUGGUAUUGGUUCCCAUUGGCUCAUUCCCUUUGCUUGGCAUUCACUCCAACUUGUGUAAUUGGUUUGAAUUCCGAGUUGAAAAUGCCAAAGAUGGAAUUCCGUUCAAAUGCAAAGCCGUCACUUUAUGCAUAUCCAGCUGCUUUGGAAGAGAAGAAAUCCGAAGAACGCGAAAAGGUUGCCACUGCAGUUUUGUCUAUUGCCGCUCGUCAAAAGCGUCGUGAAACAGCCGACAAAAAGGAGGAAGAUAAUAAAAUGGAUGUUGAUGAGGACACCACUAAAGCUACAACAUCGGUAAAGAAGGAAGAUGCUCCUGCUGAGAAAGAAGAAACUAAAGAAACCACUAGCGCUACUGACGACAAGAAAAAGAAGGAUGAGAAAGAAUCGAAGAAGAAGGAAGAAGAUGCAAAGGAAUCAAAAGAAAGCAAGGAUAGUAAAGAUGCCAAGGACAAAGAAGAGAAAAAGGAGAAAAAAGAACCCGAACCAAACUUUGAGAUAUUGCAAAAUCCAGCUCGUGUUAUGCGCCAACAACUUAAGGUACUGAGUGUUCCCGAGGGACAAACAUUUACAGCUCUAAAGGAUGUGACUAUUGGUGGAAUAAUUGUAAUGCAACAUACCGGCAAGGCAGAUCAGGAACUGGUUGAACCAGUUGCAGCUUAUGGUCCUAAGAAUGACGAUGCCAAGGAACCUGAGCCACCAGAGCCAUUCGAGUAUAUUGAAGAUUAAAUUUAAAUAAAAUAUUGAAUUGUUCUACAUACUAAAGCAUUGAUAUCCGUAGAUUAUUAAGCAAACUUAAUCACGUAUAACUAAUAUUUUUUUCUGUUUUGCUUUCCAAAAUAAAAUAUCAAAAUAAAUAUAAAAAAAACUUGUCAAUU